AUGAAAUACAAAAAUAGGGUACGCAGCAGGAUAGCAAAUCUUAAGGACACUAAGAAUCCUAAUCUAAGGAAAAAUGUUUUAUGUGGGAAUAUACCUCCUGACAGGUUUGCUAAAAUGACAGCAGAGGUAAGUAGCUCAUUCUUUGAUUUUCAUGGUUAAGAUUUGAGUGUAAUUCCAUUCAACUAAAAGCUGGAUAUUUUGGAAACAAAAUACUUUGAUGUACUAAAAAUGUUAGCAGCAAACAGUGCUGUUUGAAUACAAAACCUUAGCUAUACAGUCUGCAUGUUGGGACUGAGUAGGCAAAGGAACGUUGUCUUUUAUGUGUGGCUUAUCUUCCGGAAAGCAUUAAUGUAAAAGUAUGUUUUUAGUUCUGUCCAAAUGGGUUAAAUCCUCCCUGAAGUAGUAAGAUCCACUAGCAACUACCUGUGUGCUGUCUGGAUUCACCUUAAAUCUGUCCCCCCAAUCCACCCUCCAACAGCAGCUAAGCACUUGCUCAGACGUACCAUGUCUCUUUAUGGAUUCUUUUAAAGAUGAAGAAUGAGGUUGGAUGCCAUCUGCAUAACAAUGGCACCAUUUCAAAAUUAUACACUAUCAGUCCUAGCAACUGCAUAUUGGUGCCCCCAAAACAUGGGAGCCAAAAUGGAAUCUUGUGAUCUUGGCAACAUAUAGAAUAAUUCUCAUGGAGCUGAGCACUCCAGAUGGGGCACAGGGAGCCAAAAUUGCCUCCCUCCUUUCUUAUGGCAGAUUCCUUCCAUCAGCAGACAGACACUGUUGGAUACCACACACUACACAAUAAGUAACCUUUAAUUUGUAUUUGAAAGUUGUAAGUACAAUAAAAAUAUUUUAAAGCCUAUUUCAUCAUCUCUCUGUGUACCCUUACCACAGGAGAUGGCAAGUGAUGAACUGAAAGAGAUGAGAAAAAAUCUUACCAAAGAAGCCAUAAGAGAGCAUCAAAUGGCUAAAACAGGAGGAACUCCGACCGAUCUCUUUACAUGUGGCAAAUGUAAAAAGAAGAAUUGUACUUACACCCAGGUAUGGCAACAUUUAGCCUUCAUAAACUUACCACAUUCACCAUCAACAGGACUUGCUUAUGAAAGAUUCCAUAUCUGAGCAGUGAAAGAUGUGCCGAUUGUGGUUAGACAGUGGAGGCUGUGUGUGUACUUGGGUAAAUAACAACAUGAGUGUAUGAUGGUCAAAGUUUGAAUGGACUUGAGAGCAUCCAUUUAUUUUUUUUGGAGUAACAGCAGUAAAUCUAAAUAUUUUGGUUGUAGCCAUAAAUAUAUAUGUGUUUACAGGUGGUACUUUACAAAUUAUUAUUUUUUUAGAUCUUAUUGAAAUAGUUAAAUAGUAGAAGCAGCUAAGGCUCCUCAUAAUCUGCUGUCAGGGUUUUUUUUGUUGUUUUUUGUUUUUGUAGAAAUGUGUGACUCAGAGUGUCUGUUUUCUGAUGAUUCAGUUUUACUGGAACUUGUUUACUUAAUUUAUUAAGUAUAAAUGGUCAAGAUAUUAUGGAUAUGUGGAGCUGCCUGGGCCUUGGAGUAUGAAGUGCUGUUCACAUUAAAAUGGAAUAUGAAUAGUAGAAUUCUUGGGGCUAGUUUGUGGGUGGGUAGCUGAAUACAUCAAGUAGCUGAGGGAAGUAGAAAUCAGUCAAGGUAAGCAAGAGGGUAUUAUUUUAGGUAGAGACGCUCACUGUGUAUUAGUUGCUCGCUAUGCGUUAGGCCUUUUCAUCUUCCCCUUACCACAUCAACCUCCUUUGCUGUCAAAAGCUGCUUGAAAAUUGUUGGUCCCUCUAAAACAAGAAUAGGACAUAUUGUGCAGAUGUUGUUGGGCUGCACUUCCUUUCAGCUCUCACCAUUGGCCAGACUUCCAUAAUUUUUUGCAUCAAUUUUUUGUUGAGUGCAUCUCCGGGGGUGAGGUCAAACCACGGCAUUAACAGCACCAAAGUGACCUCUCCGGGGCACAAGCUUGGGCAGUGUAUAUGGAGGUCCUGGGCUGUCCAGACAAGAAGACACCUCUUGCGGCCUCACUGAUCUGGUCCAAAGGAAGGCAGAGCAAUACGUUUGGCACCAGCUUGGCUGCAGGAGUUACCGGAAGGAGGCAUACUGGGUGCCAUCCAACCAUCUUAGAGACUCUACUCUAGAUUUGUGUAGGGUUUACUCCUUAGCCCUUUCUUCUCUUGAAGAUAUUGCAUGAGGCAGUGGAGGUUUAGGAUCAGAAUUUUCCUUCUCCUAGAUGGGCUACCUUUCCAGGAUGAUAGCACAUACCGAAACCAUCUUCUCGACCAUUGGACCCACUAUUGGUCUCCUCUGCUCAAUCUGCUGGAGCCUGUCUUGCAUGCAGGGGAAAUCCCGAACUCACCAAGGGUUUGAGACCCAUUGGCUACCCUCACCUGGUUUAGCCGGCCAGUCAAAGCCAUUCCCGAGAUGUGGCUACUGUUGCAUGCUGGCAGCUUUUAGGGGCCAAAGGUGAGAGCUGAGUGCAGGGUGGGGACCAAAGGUGGAGAAAGUGAUUCUUUUAGAGACGCUUAGUAUUUCUGAUAUUAAAUUUUAGGAGUGGAGUUUAUAUAUUCUGUAAAAACCCUCCUUGUCCUACUACCACCACAGCAAUCCCUCAGAUAUAUGCUGAUGAUGUGCAAGCACAGCCAGUUGGACUGACACAGCACCCAAGGCUAGAGAUGUAAAAUUUCUGGAAAUUUUGAAGCCAUGGGGGGGGGGAACGUUUCCCCCCGUUUUUUUUCCUGGAAAAAAUAGAAAUUUUUAGAAAAAUUGGAAAAAAGUUCAGUGUGGAGUAGUUUUACAAACUGCGUGAAAUGCAGUGUAUAUAAAAGUAUUAUGCUUGCAAUAAAACAGGUAACCACCCCCCUUUUCCUCAAAAGCAACAACAACAACAAAAAGCAAGAAACCACCAACAUGAAAAAUAAUCACAUUUCCCUCUUAGCACUAACAGCAAAUAAAGUUAAGGUCCACCUCAGUAUUUACGUAAGCUCCAUAGAAGGUCUAGCCUUUGAGUAGUGCUUAAAAAAAAGAAAAGAAACAGAAAAUACAACAUAUACAUGCAGAUUAUUCUACUUCAUUUUCUGAACUACUGCUAUCGUUUUCCAUUUUUUCUUCCUCUUUUUGUCAUUUUUCUCAUGGACUUCUAAAAAACAGCUUGGGGAAGAAAAGGAAAAAAACCCUGUCCCGUCCCCCCCCCAAUUUUUCCAGGUUUUUCCCAGGCCUUCCCAUCUCUACUUGAGGACAGCCGAGGCAAAACAUAGGGCAAUUUUUUUGCAUGCAAGACCCAGAAGUAACCAGCAUCCAGUUACUGAAUAGUAUGUUGCACUGAGGCUCAAACUGUUUGAAAGGAAAAGGAGUGUGUGUGUGUUUUUAAUUGAAUUUGUUAUUAUAUAUUAUAAACUGCUUGAUGGUAAAAGAGCUUCUAAACAGUUUACAGAAAUAUACAACAGAACAUUAAAAUGAUUGAUAAAACACAGUUAAAAGCAGGUAUUUAAGAGUAUUCAAACGAUGAUGAAAGUCAGCAGUGGUUAAAAGGAAGUAAAUCGCAUGCAGCUUCUAUGUGUUCAGAUGGGCUGGCCCUAACAAAAAUGUUCUGAGCAGUUGCCGGAAAGAGUAUAGUGAGAACACCUGCCUGGUGUCAGUUGGCAGGGAGCUACAAAGUGUGAGGGCUGGAAGGCCUGGAAGAAAAACAGUAAAGUGGGGAGUGGGGGAGAUAGGUUUUUUCCCCAAAGCCGUUUUUUUCAGGAAAAAUGGGGGGGGGGGAGUGCGUGGAAUAUUCAAACUAUAGCAAACUAUUUUGUUCAUUUUUUUUCCGGAAAAAAACAGCUUUGGAAAAAAACGGAAAAAAAUGGUGUGUCCCCCCCCAAUUUUUCCAGGUUUUUUUUCAGGCCUUCCCAUCACUACCCAAGGCUGGGGUAUACUAUAGCAUACCGUUUUUGCUUCUUGUUCUUUCAGUGGCCCUUUAGCUCCUUACUCUUUCUCCACCCACAUUGGGGCAAAUAAGAUGUGUCACUCAAAAGGAGCUUCUGCAAGAAAACAGUGCCAUCUGCUUCCAGCUAUCAAAAGAUGAAUAGAGGGUGGGAAAUUAUAUAUUAGGGCACUGAGUAGAAGAAGAGAAUGACAAAUGGAGUGGGUGAGAAAAGAGACGGGCAAAGAAGUUGAAGAGGGAGAUUGUCCCUCUAUUCCACCCUCUUAGUCUUUACUCACAGGUAAAUAUUGGGUUAAAAAUGAGAAUUGGACUGUGGUCUUAAUGCACAUACAGAAAGUAAGCCGUAUUGAACAUAGUGAGUCUUGUUUCCAAAUAAAUAAGCAGAAGCAGUAAUGCAUAAACAAAUUGUGUAGCAUAAUAUUAGUCAGUUUAUGCUUGGAGUUCUUUUCUCCCCUUUUAGGUUCAAACUCGAAGUGCUGAUGAACCUAUGACAACAUUUGUUGUGUGUAAUGAAUGUGGAAACAGAUGGAAGGUAAAAAAAAGUCUUGUUUUGUUUAUGUAACAAUUUCUGUUAUAUUACCUGAUUUUUGAAAGAACUGUAUUUGUCUCAUUCUGGGUAUGUGUCUUUAUUUAUGAGCUAACAGUGUUGCAGCCUAGAUGUAAAAAGAGAGAGGCUUGAGAUGCCAAUCCAUUGCCCAGUCAUAUUGUCUCAGUGGCAUCACUGGCCUCUCUUGGAAAAGGGAUGCUGAAAUCUGUAAUAAAAUGGCCACCAGGUGGGGUAGGACUGUAGAAGGGGGCCUAUAUUAACCCAGAAAUCAUCCCAUGCCCUUUGCAACAUUGAAUUGCUUAUAUUAUUAUUAUUAUAAUAAUAAUAAUAAUAAUAAUAAUAAAAAUACAGAAUCAAACAUUAAAAACUUCCGCCUACCUCUGCUUGAGAGGUAAAGAGGCACUCAGGUAGAGAGAACAGCAGAAAGCUAGAAAUGACAGCCUGAUCUUAUACAGGUUUACUGAGAAGUCCCAUUGGUUUCAAUAGGACUUACUCUCAAGUUUGUUCACUCAGAAGUAAGUUGCACUGCUUUGGUGGGAUUUCAUAUGGAUUGGGAAGGAAUGUACACAUACCAUGUUUUAUGCUUUCACCCCACCCCCCUGUAUUUUUUACUAGCUUAACUUUUCAAGUGAGAAGUGACACACGCACCAUUUGAACAUCAGCACAAUCUGUAGGGUUUUUUUUCACAUAUAACACCCUAGCAAUUAGGGUUUUCAUGUACUUUCUGCUGAUCAGUGUUGACACUUUGGGGGUGGAAAUGGGUGAAUGAAAGUUCUGCUACUAUGCUUGUUAAGAAUGUGAACAAAAUGUAGGAUCUUGAUAUGCUUUCUCUCACUGGUCAUAUUAUAUGCAUAUAACUCAUAAAUAUUUCUUUUAUUUUGACAGUUCUGCUAG
Molecule: messenger RNA, 5362 nt
Organism: Podarcis lilfordi (Lilford's wall lizard)
Lineage: Eukaryota; Metazoa; Chordata; Lepidosauria; Squamata; Lacertidae
Source: the annotation of a GenBank genome assembly